This is a messenger RNA of Mycosarcoma maydis (corn smut), 2016 nucleotides long. RefSeq lists its product as uncharacterized. Gene Ontology annotation, cellular component: actin cortical patch. Bases 1 to 2016 code for a protein of 671 amino acids. Lineage: Eukaryota; Fungi; Basidiomycota; Ustilaginomycetes; Ustilaginales. Gene Ontology annotation, molecular function: phosphatidylinositol binding; actin filament binding. The transcript has a single exon. The record is from RefSeq and is a predicted model, not a curated record. Gene Ontology annotation, biological process: actin filament bundle assembly; actin cortical patch localization.
AUGGGAAAUCCAAUCCCCGUCCACCUGGAACAGGAGUGCCACAAAGCAACCAAGAUCCUCAACGACUUUGUUGACCCGGUCAAUGGGCUGGACAAGAUCGUCCCCGUCAGCGUACUCCAACGAGCUCGAGGAUUUGCCAUUUUUUCUGUCUUUCGCAUUGGCUUUCUGCUGUCAGCACGAGCAGGAUCCGGCGUUGUAGUCGCACGAACCGACGAUGAUCGUUGGUCUGCACCAGCCGCCAUUGGGAUCGGCGGUCUCGGUGGCGGCUUCAACGUUGGUGCAGAGGUCACCGACUUUCUGAUCGUGCUCAAUUCCAAAUCUGCCGUUCGCUCGUUCAUGGCCACCGGCUCUCUCCAGCUCGGCGGCAAUCUGUCUGUCGCUGUUGGCCCAUUGGGUAGGUCUGCAGAAGCAAGUGGCAGCGUCAACACAAAGGGCCGUGUCGCAGCGAUGUUCUCUUACUCCAAGUCCAAAGGUUUGUAUGGCGGUAUCUCGGUCGAAGGCACCGUGCUCGUCAAUCGUGAAGAUGCCAACGUCAAAGCGUACGGAAUGUACGGAAAGAACCCCAAGCAGAUUCUCUCUGGCUCUGUGGAACGACCUCACUGGGCCAAGAAUUUGAUUCAGACCAUCGAUCGUUUCACGCUAGCCAACACGCCGAGCAAGGACCUGGAUGGCGAGUACUUCAACUACGAUGACACGAGUAGCUUUGGCAGACGUGGUAUCGGCGGCAGUGGCGGACGUAGGACGAGCUAUGACUCGGUGGAUAGCCGCGAUCUUGAUCAUAUCUCUUCGUCGCGUCUAGGCGAUGGACAGCGCGCAUCGUCUCGCGACGUGCGAGCGGUCGAAGACCUGCCUGAGCGCUUCGAUCGAUUCGAUCUCAACGACCGCAAUCGUGAUCAGCUGGACGACUGGGAGGAUCGUGACCGUCGCCGAAAAGAUGAUGAACACGAGAGCCGCAAUUUCGGCACAUACGCAUUCUCACCCUCGUCAUCUAUCAGCAACACGCCCGCUCGCGUUGGCUCGGCGUCUUCGCAACGAAAACGUCCAGGAAUCCGACAGCGAUCGAGUAGUAUUGCUAGCAAUCUGAGCUUUUCCAGUCUAGGCAAGAAGAAGCUGGACCGCUCAGGACCAACGCCUCCACCGGACUGGAACGAGAUCCCCGGUUAUAGCGCCAAUAGCAACACAUGGGGCAAUCCGAAUACGGGUGACAUGGACGCGCUUGAUAGAGAGCUUCAAGGCGGAGGAGGAGCAGCAAGCACUUCGGCUGCACGCAGAUCGCCGUUUGCACACAAUCGGAGCUACAGCAGUGCUUCUGGUAACGUACCCACCCCGGGCAUGACGUCCGACAAACGCAUUCGCAGCGGAAGUAUUGGAGGUCGAGGUAGUUCCAAUACGCCCGUCGGUUGGUCACAAUUCAGCGCUGCUGAUGAUGUCAACGACGAUCUGUUUGGUACAGAUGUACCACACGCCGGUGCGAGCUCAAGCGCUCGCGAUCCAUUUGAUGAGCUCGAUGCGCGCGUCGAUUCGCAAUACAACGGAGCCAGCAACGACGGUCAUGUUCGCACAAGGUCGAUUGACCACGACUCUUCGCGUGCACCUCCGCCUUCAAAGAGUCAUCGUUUCGGUCGAUUCCGUACGCCGAGUCCUGGCAACUCGGCGUUCGGUCGCAAAAAUACACCCACGAUCGCCGAAGACGACGCGUUGGACAACCUCAUCUCCACGUCCACGGAUGAUGAGUACGGUGCCAGCGCGGCGGCGGUUUCUGGUGUGGGAAGCGCAAGGCGAGAGAGCUUUUCGCUUUCCAGCGAAAACGCCAGCGUACCUGUGAUCGAGCGCGUGGUUGCACUGUACGACUUCGAGGCGCAGGAAGAGGGCGAUCUUGGCUUCCAGAAGGGUCAGGUGAUCGCGGUCACCAAGAAAACUGACAGCCGGGACGAUUGGUGGCAGGGAAGAGUCGAGGCCGGCUUGAGCGCCAGUAGAAUCGGCAUCUUCCCCGUCACCUAUACUGCUCCUCUCUGA